UUGUUUCCUCAGGGUCAAGGAGCUGAGCCCCCACAGCGGGUCCAGUGGGGAGCAGCCAACUCAGAUCAAAACAGAAGAGAUGGAAGCCAGCUCUGGUGGAGCGCUGAACGCAGGCGAUUUCUCCAAGGACGAGGAGGAACUGUCUUCUCAGAUGUCCAGCUUUAAUGAAGCCAUGACUCAGAUCAGAGAGCUGGAAGAGAGGCCCAUGGAAGAGCUCAAGGAGAUUAUACAGGUGUCAUCAAGGCCUUGCGCCUGGCCAUGCAGCUGGAAGAGCAGGCCAGCAAACAAAUCAGCAGCAAGAAACGGCCCUAGUGAUGACUGCAAAUAAAGAUGUUUGGUUUCACCCCCAGCCUUUUCACCACCUCAUCCCUCCCCAUUGAGCUUUGGGCACCUGGUGGGUCUAGUUAGGGCCUGAGCUGGGACAGGGUCUCAGCGGGGAAAGGCCAGGUAUGGGUGCAUUGGGGCCAGGGCAGCUGGGCAAGGGGGUCAGAGUGACAUGGGACACUCCUUUCCCUCAAUUGUAGCCUUGAGGGGAGCAAGCAAGGAUGGGAGGAGGGAGCUCUUGGUUACACUGUGUGUUGUUGCCCUUCUCUCCGAGUGGGGAAGGCUCGCUGGCAGUUUUCCCUUGGUUGGCAUUCUGCCCGUGUGGACUGGUUGCUGGUGGAGAGGU
Molecule: messenger RNA, 670 nt
Organism: Rhinolophus ferrumequinum (greater horseshoe bat)
Lineage: Eukaryota; Metazoa; Chordata; Mammalia; Chiroptera; Rhinolophidae
Product: kinesin-like protein KIF2C
Exons: 3
Coding region: 80-328 (82 amino acids)
Source: RefSeq, a predicted model, not a curated record